Messenger RNA from Bombina bombina (fire-bellied toad), 1120 nucleotides. RefSeq names its product beta-1,4 N-acetylgalactosaminyltransferase 2. Gene Ontology annotation, biological process: UDP-N-acetylglucosamine metabolic process; UDP-N-acetylgalactosamine metabolic process. Bases 1 to 1107 code for a protein of 368 amino acids. NCBI's taxonomy places the organism in Eukaryota, Metazoa, Chordata, Amphibia, Anura, Bombinatoridae. The record is from RefSeq and is a predicted model, not a curated record. The transcript has 7 exons.
AUGGCCAAGUGUGAUUCUGCGAUGAACAGAGUGAGCGCUCUGGAACUGAAUAAACUAGGGACUGUAAAUGACAUUUACCCAAGUAAUAGAGUGACCCUGGAAGCUUCUCUAGGGACAUUUAACACAUUUGCUGAUGUCCCUGAAGAACAGGUUGAGGGAAGAGGAAACAAUAAAAUGACAAUAUCUACUCCAUAUUUACAAGUUCUAAAUCACAUCCUUCAGCACGUUACUUACACCAGCACAGUGUUUGAUAUUGAUGCUAUAGACAUAGUGAAGUUUAAGAUGGGAAACUCCAAAGCUUCAUUUCCUGUGAUGAUUAAACAGCCACCAAUGCCAUUUGUAUUUGACUCUGGACCAGAUCAGAAGAUAAGUUCAUUGGUCACCAUUACUACCAAAACAUUUUUGCGCUACAACAAAGUGCGAAUUUUAAUUAAAAGUAUUCGUGAGUUUUAUCCGAACAUCACAAUCAUUGUCGCUGAUGAUAAUGAAAACACAGAGAAGAUCGAAGAGCCGAAUGUUGAACAGUAUUUCAUGCCAUAUGCAAAGGGAUGGUUCGCUGGUAGAAACCUGGCAGUGUCUCAAGUCACUACAAAAUAUUUCCUGUGGGUUGAUGAUGACUUCUUAUUCACAAAAGAUACAAAAAUUGAAAAAUUAGUACAGGUCCUAGAGGAAACAGACUUGGACUUGGUUGGGGGAAGUGUCAAUGGCAAUGAUUUCAAGUUCAGAAUCGUUUACCAAGAAGGAGAUGAAGAGGGUGGUUGCCUUCAUAAAAAACACGGUUCCUACCACAAGUUGGAAGGUUUCCCGAAUUGCGUGAUAGCAAGUGGAGUAGUGAACUUCUUCAUGGCUCAUGCGCGCCGUGUGCUGGCAGCUGGAUUUGACCCAAAAUUACAGAGGGUGGCUCACACAGAGUUUUUCAUAGACGCAUUCGGAAGCCUAAGAGUUGGUUCCUGCAGCGACGUAGUAGCUGGUCACCAACAACGCACUCCAGCACAAACGGACAAUGAGAAAAAAUAUGAUAGGUUUCGACAAAAUACUCGUGAACUAAUUUACUUUAAACUGAAUUUGCUUUAUUUUAAGAAUAAUCUGAAGUGCUAUACUCAGUAAAUGAUUUUCCCAA